CAGUCUGCGACAGCAUUGUAGCCGUAAAGCUCUUUAUACAAGACGGUGCUGUUGUUCGCAAAGCAACUUAUUCUGUUGAAAAUAUGCUUUCGUUUUUAUUCGCUUGACGGUUUUUACAACUUAAAUGUUGCAUAGUUUGCGUUUUUAUUCGCGUUUUCGAGCUCGUUAUUAGACAAUAUAGUACCUUGCUUUGAUCAACACUCGUGAAAAAUGAGUUCCACCACACACGUAAUUCAGGUGACCAACGUUUCACCUAGCACAACUUCUGAACAAAUGAGAACCCUGUUUGGAUAUCUCGGAACCAUAGAGGAACUUAAAUUGUUUCCACCUGAUGAUUCUCCCUUGCCUGUGACUUCACGUGUCUGUUUUGUAAAAUUCCUUGAGCCCGAGUCAGUGGGAGUCUCCCAGCAUCUUACAAACACCGUCUUCGUGGACAGAGCUUUGAUUGUGGUCCCUUUUGCUGAAGUGGACAAGUCAUUUGCAGAGAGCCCCUUCCUUGCUGGCUGAAAGUGGUCCUGCUACCGUCAGGGGAUUAGAAAAAAAUAUUGGGACCAGGCUCGAGAGCCUCAUCUCUCUCUCUCUCUCUCUCUUGUUCUACAGUUGUAUGUUUUUUUGUUUCUCUACUUAAAUAUUUUUUCUUUUUUUAUUUAAAAGGAAAUUUGGUUACAAUCUUUGAAUCAAACCAGGGGGUGUAGUGUCAGUCACAUGAUCACACAGUAAAUGUGUCUGUAAGUGGGUAUUCUCAACGACAAGAAGCAAUACUGUGUAUCUUUACAUUUGGAUGUACCCGUUUGAACAGAUGCAUUUGGAUUUUUAAGUAAUAUCCACAAAAACAAAACCCCGGCCAUUUUCGUCUGUUGCAGUGUUUCACAGAUGCUCACUGCAAAGAUUUUAAAACAUCACCAGCCUUCAAAACAUGAAUGAUCUCAGUUUGUUCACCUGUCAUCACAAAAGAGCUUUUACAUGUUUGUCCUUUUAUAAUGGUGCACAUCAGAAAGCGUGGAAUGUCCUGCUCUUCUUUACAGGUUUUCAUUACUUUCUGACUGGGCCUAUUUACUAGAGUGGGUUGGUUAAGGCAGCAUAUCAACAUCCAAACAAAAACACCAGAGCAACCACUUGCUGUGAACAUGUUGCACCAUGAUGAGCAUCUCCAGAGCAUUGAGCACAGGUCUAAUGAGCAGGUGAAACCUGCAUCUCAUCUUAUCUAGUUUUAUUUGAUAAUUAGGCCAAAUAACUAUGUUAUUAACACUGAAUGUAGACUUUAUCAUGUGUUUCACAUCGGGGCACUUUUCCUUUUUUAUGAGUGCCCGUUGUGUCUGACAGUUUUUAUAAUAUGAAAAAGAUUUACAUAUUUGAAAAUCUUAAUGCCUGGGUUUUCAGCAUUAAUAUCCUCAAGAUGGUCUGUAAAUACAUUGAUCUGUUUAUGGGGAAUUAAUUUGUAGUUUUGGUAGAACAGAGACUGGGACUCACAGUAUCAACUGGUCUUGGUUUCAUUUCUCAGCCUGAGGCAUUUGAGUAGAUUUCCGCUUUUUGAUUGCCUCUGGGUGAUCUGCAUCCCAAAUUCAUUUCUCAAUGGAAAGGAGAACUUUGUUCUACUGUCUCAUCAAGGAACUCAUGACAUGUGUAUUUCUGCUGUUCUGCUUUUCUUCUUUGGAACUUUGAUCUUUAACUGGAGAAUAGUUCAUUAAGUCAAAUAUGGAACCAGUUUAUCAGAUCACCUUUUAUAUAAAUUUGGUAAAAGUUGCUGCUCUCCUUCCACAUCUUUGAUAUCAUCAGGUGUUAGACAGAGGGCACUUAUAAAUGGGAGCAGUGCCUCCAUGCUGGCUAUAAUAUUUGGUUUAGGGAUCCUCCCUUUCAUGAGUGUUUUCUAACUUUGCUCCUUAAGCACCCCAGGUCUGCAUGUUUGACCUUUAUUCUCCCCAUUAUCCCAGAUCUGAUUCAACGUCUGCAGAGCUUCAUCCGGUGUGUUGGAUAGGGAGAAAAAGUAAAAACGUGCAGGGCAGGUGUACUUGACGACCAAAGUUGGGGAAACUCCAAAAAUAGGUUUAUUAGUGGAACCAAAUGAUCGUUGAAGUAAAGUUUGGAGCUAGCAUGUUCGGGUAAUCCUGUCACAAAGUGCCAAGCGUGUGACAUUGAACAGAACUGCAUGUAGAACCAAAGUGAAUCACAAAGCUACAACCAAUUGAAGAAUGGUUUCAAUUCUGUAAAGAGGUGUUCAGGUUGUGUUGUGGAUUUACAAGCCUCUUUGAUACAGCGUUAACUUCAAAUACACACACUGAUGAUGCUGUAACAAUACUCUAAGAAACUGAUCCUCUCCAGACGUAACUGACUGAGUUGAGUGAUUUUUCAAGUUUAACCGUGGUGUUUUCUUUUGUUGUUGUGUUUUACAGUUCUUUUUCCUGGUUCAGCCAGCCCCCUUAUACCAGGCCCUGCUGAAAAUGCCACCAACAGUUUUGUCUUCUGCAGCUUUAUCCCGUUUCCCGUGUCUUUUUCUGUUUUGUGUGUUUGUGGGGGACGGGGGGGCAUGAGUGUCUCUUCUCUCUCUCUCUUUUAUUUUUAGUUAUCUUAAAUUUGCAAAAGUCAGAUUUAAAAUGGUCUGUUUUCAGAUUCAUGGAUGAUCACCACUUUAGAAGUUGAUUGUAUUUCUCUUCAACAUUGAUAAUAAUGUUCAGGGUUUUGUCAAUAGCAGCCCUUUAUGGCUUAGUGCAAAAUCUUUUUUUGACUUAGUUUCGCAGUGUUUCCUAAAUCCUUAAAGUACCAUGACUAGCAGUACUUCUGAUGGUUGCAAAUGUAUUUAUUUUAACAUGGUGGAAAUGCUUGUGUGCAUCAACAUGAGGCUAGAAACAUGUCAAAUGACUGAUCCUUUGCUCUUUUGUACUAGUCAUGGUAAGUAAUGUUGAAAUGUACCCUUUUGUCUACACCCAAAUCAUGAACUUUGUUUUUCUGUAUCUCGAUGUUUUUGUGUGCUUUUAUAGCGAAGCAGCCGGCGUGAGUCGCUUGUUCAUAAAACAUCUAAUGAAAGUUGAGAGCACAUCCCACGGGACAACUGGCUGUGCUUGCUAACGUUUGGUUCAUGACUUAAAAAACAAGUACAGGUGAUAACAUCUUGGCAGUGUUGACAACAGUGUGUAUUGUGACAUUUAAACUCAUUGCUGCUAAUCUUAGAAUUGUGCUUUUACAAAAAAAAAAAAAAAAGAACAGUCAGGAUUCAAGAUUUACAGACAAGACAUCCAAGCAGUGGAUUCUUAUGUAUUUGAUCAGUUUCCACUGCAGAGUAGUUGCACUGAGGUGGCUUGUCUGCAAGUCUUGUCUGAGUGUUGUGGACGUUUUCUGGAAGCGUGCGCUGAAAUUUUGUCGUUUCUCUCCAGGAGUCAUUCCUGAUGAAUCUAAAGCUAUGUCGCUGCUGGCUCCAGCCAAUGCUGUGGCAGGAAUGAUGCCUGGAGGCGGUCUUCUUCCAACGCCCAAUCCUCUAGUGUCGAUUGGAGCAACACCUUUUGGAGGCCUUGGAGCUGCAAGCCUUGAUCCAAUGGCUGCCAUGGGACUUGCAGGACCUGGCAUGAACCCCCAGGCAAUUUCUGCAGACUUGCUGAAGCUCAUGCAGUCCAUGGAUCCUAAAUUGAAUCCAUUGGCAGCUGGAUUAAACUUGAAUCUAGGUCUGAAGGCAGAUUCCUCCAACAAGGAGAUUGAAGAGGCAAUGAAGAGAGUUAGAGAGGCCCAGUCUCUCAUUUCUGCAGCCAUCGAACCUGGAAGUAAAAAAGAUGACAAGCGCAAACAUUCCCGCUCUCGCUCCCGGUCAAGACGCAGAAGGUCCAGGUCUCGCUCAAAGCACAGGCGUUCAAGGAGCAGGUCUCGACGUAGGUCUCAUUCAAGGAGCAGGAGGAGGUCUAAAAGCCCAAGAAGGAGGGGGACGCACUCUCUGGAUAGAGGCCAUCGCACCAGAUCCAGAGACAGGAGAAAGGAGGAAAAGUCUAAAAAAAGAUCCAAGACGCCCCCGAAAAGCUACAGCAGUGCCAGGAGGUCCCGGAGCGUCAACCGCAGGCACAGGCGAAGUCGCAGCACCUCUCGGUCUCCAAAGAAGAAGGUGUCCAAGUCUCCCUCCCCUAGACGCCAUAAGAAGGAGAAAAAGAAGGACCGCGAAAAAGACCGAGACAGGGACAGGAGGGAGGACCGGGACCGGAUCAAAGAAGAAAGAGAACGCUCACCCAGCAAGAAGAAGAAGAGCAAGGACAAGGAGCGAGAUCGGGAUCGCAAGUCUGAAAGUGACAAAGGAGAUGUGAAGGUGACCCGGGACUAUGACGAAGAGGAGCAAGGUUAUGACAGUGGGAAAGGAGAGGAAGCUGAGGAUGAGAGAAAGAGCGACUCCGAUUCGGCCUCCUCCCCCAAAGCUCGCGAAGACGCGGACAGAGAGGAGCCUCAAGCCCCUAAAAAGUCUAAACUCAAUGGAGAUGAUCACCACCACCAGGACGACAUGGAGAUGAGUGACUAACCGUGUCUUUCCACUGUCUCUUUUAUAUUUUUAUUAUGGGCCACAAUAGGUCUGUGCCUGAUUACAGGGUUAAAGAAAUCUCGACUGUAGCGGAGCUGCAGACAGAAGUUUAGACAAACCCGUUUUUGUUUUUACAUGGAAAACAUUAAACAUGGAUUUUAACCGUCAUUUUCAGUUUUUGUUCUUCCUGACAGGAAAAACACUGAACAUUUUUAUUGAAUGUUUUCAUAAAUAUUGUUCUCGAUUCUUAUUGUGACUCACCCAGAAGUGUUUUUUUUUUUGUCCUCAUGGAGCAGGCUUUGUUUUACUGUAAUGCACUGUCAUGUUUGCAUUUUUAAGAACACACUGUAGAUAGAAAUGUGAUGAUGCAAUGGAACGUAACGUAAGACUUUUCAAAGGAAACAAAGAAUUGGAUCAAAUGUUAAAACAUUUUGUGUAAACAAUAAAGAAGUUUCCAGUUUAUUAACA
This is a messenger RNA of Oryzias latipes (Japanese medaka), 4954 nucleotides long. The record is from RefSeq and is a predicted model, not a curated record. NCBI's taxonomy places the organism in Eukaryota, Metazoa, Chordata, Actinopteri, Beloniformes, Adrianichthyidae.